GAUUCCCGCCUGCCGUAUUACAAAAAGCGCAAAGCCCGCUUUGGUCUCUUUCAAUUGUCAGGCAUGGCUCCGACCAGUACUGCCGACGUUAUCAACCAGGAAUACUCGGAGGAAAAAUUCACUGCCAAGCAGAAGAGCAAAAUAAUGAAGAUCACGAUAGAGAAAAGGCGCCGUGAUCGGAUUAACAGCAGCAUCAACCAGCUGAAGACUUUACUGGGAAGGGAAUUUCAAACGGAGGAACCCAAUAUGAAGCUGGAGAAAGCUGACAUCCUGAAAAUGACCGUGAAUUACCUGAAGUACCACAGCCAACAGCUCAGAGCAAGCGGCCCGGCCAACACUCCGGAGCGUGACUAUAACGAAGGAUACUCUCGAUGUUUGCAAGAGGCUCUGCGCUUUUUCUCUGCUCAAGAAGACAAGAGCGACAUUCAGAAGAAGUUGGUGACACGUUUCCAAAGAAGACAGCCACCGUGUCCGGCCAAGACCUCCGUGACUUAUCCUGUCUGUCUUCUGUCCUCUGCUCCCUGUCCGACCGGCAGCGAGCGGGCGGCCCAGUGUAGCCAGGCAUCCCUUUGGAGACCCUGGUAAAAACGCACAGCCGGAACGGGUGGGACACUCUGCCCCGUUUGCAGAUGGUGGUGAAGACGAUGUAGGAGAAUCAUUCUCCAGUGUCAGCGAUAACUGUGGUAGAAGUGGAACUGUAGUGAGGGUUGCUUCACAUUGAAGAAAGCGUAUUCCCCCGAUUUACGGGGCGCGUCAUUGUAUAAAGAAUGUCCUGAUUUUGCGCUAUCGGUAGGUUAGUCAGACUUCUCGUUCCAAAAAUUGUCAUCAAUGUGAUUAAUAAAAACGUGCUCGCAGAUCCUGGAAAGGGAUCGUUUUUACUUCUUCAUGGUGAAGAGACGCUGCAAUUCUUGGGGGUCAUUUGUAACGAGGUUAGGCGGGCGAUUCCCUGAGUGUUGCCAGAAUACUCAUGAGUCAGUGACUACACUAUUUCCUUCACCAUAGACACAGCCUUUCAACUCUUUGAUACUCUCACAGAGAUGGAUUUCCCUGCACUCUCUCACCAUCGCCCUCUACUGGCCGCAUGCCCCUCUUCUAAUUGCAUUGCCUUUCAUGUCUUCACUGUCGCCAGGUCGAGAGUGGGCUCUGACCUCGCCGCCCAGGUCACACAUCCGUUAGACAAAGAAUGGAAGCAUGGCAUUUACCUAACCUGACUGGCCACAUAUAGUUUGACCACCUUAAGUAAUGUCACCCUUUCCGCAGUUAACCGCCUCAAAUCUUACAGCACCGUACUCUCAUGGUUCCAUUCCUAGCUGAAAUCAAGGCAUGAGCGCCUCCUUUUCUGUCCUUAGCACUAGCUUGGAGAAUCUCAUAACUGAUCUGUAUUCACCAUAAUUUCCGGCUAUUGCUCAGUGAUUAAUACAUGCUUCCACGUCUAUUCGAUGAGGCAAUUGGUAUUCAGUCAACAUGCUGACCAUUCCACACAAUGUUGAGACUCUUUCAGUCAUAAUUUCUAAUAGGCCCAUCAUUGGCAAAGCUGUAUCAUUAAAACAAAACUUUUCCUAGUCCCGUGGUGUCUCUGAUAAGAUUUCAGCAACUUUCCUGAUUUCUUGUUCAGGGUGAACUAAAUGAUGAGCGAACUUGGAAUCUUUUGCUGAAAUUUUAUCCACUAUUUAGUUCAUGAGAAAGAUCGCUUUCUUACAUCUCUGGAACACGCUAAAUCUUUGAAUUAUCGCCCUCUGUACAAACUGAGAGCCCGCUUUUGUUCCCUAUAAAUUACUUGGUGGCUUGCUUUCAUCUGUCUCAAGAGAGCGAUACAAACGCAAGUUUUAGACUUGAAAAAAAAUGCAGAAGUUGCUGUUAUCCAAUUAUAAGUUGCAAUGUCAGAAUAUAUAUCCCGAUUGAAUGUACACGAUGCCUUGUAUUAUAUACAUGCAACCGUGAAUAAAAUCGAUUAAAACUA
Molecule: messenger RNA, 1960 nt
Organism: Chiloscyllium plagiosum (whitespotted bambooshark)
Lineage: Eukaryota; Metazoa; Chordata; Chondrichthyes; Orectolobiformes; Hemiscylliidae
Product: transcription factor HES-5-like
Biological process (GO): regulation of DNA-templated transcription
Molecular function (GO): protein dimerization activity; DNA binding
Source: RefSeq, a predicted model, not a curated record